This is a messenger RNA of Dermatophagoides farinae (American house dust mite), 2339 nucleotides long. RefSeq lists its product as uncharacterized. NCBI's taxonomy places the organism in Eukaryota, Metazoa, Arthropoda, Arachnida, Sarcoptiformes, Pyroglyphidae. The record is from RefSeq and is a predicted model, not a curated record. Gene Ontology annotation, biological process: regulation of modification of synaptic structure; regulation of neurotransmitter receptor transport, endosome to postsynaptic membrane; regulation of recycling endosome localization within postsynapse. Gene Ontology annotation, cellular component: glutamatergic synapse; extrinsic component of postsynaptic early endosome membrane; postsynaptic recycling endosome.
UCUUAUCCACCGUUUUGAUUUUAUAUAUCAACAACAAUUAUAAGUGGAUGAAUUCUACAUUGUUUUCGUUGGAAUUUGAAAUUUUGAAUCUACUACGCUUUCAUACUUAUUGAAAAAAAAAUGACGACAACACUUUCGGAUGAAGAAUUUCGUCGAUUAAAUGAACAAUUAUGUGAACUAAAAAAUCAAAACUAUCAAUGUGAUGUAAAUUUACGAAAAGCAUUACAAGAUAAUCAAACAUUACGAGCAGAAAUUGAUCAACUUCGGCGACAACGUCGAACAUCAUCAUCAUCAGCAUCAACACCAUCAACGACGACGACGACGACGACAACGAAUGAAUCGACAGAAAAAUUGAAAAAAUUGAAUCCAUUUACAUUUGCUAAAAAUGUAGCCGCUAAAGUUGAUCAACGUUUACAUCAAUUUUCAUUGUCAUCAACAAAUGAUAAUCAUCAUCGUCAUCAUCAAAAUCAUGAUGAUUAUCAAUCAAAUCAAUCUGUCGAUAUAGCAAUAAUUGAACAAAAUUACCAGGUGAAAAUUAAUGAAUUAGAAACAAAAAUUCAACAAUUAGAAAUGAAAAAUUCGGAACUUUCUAAUAUCGAUACGAAUCGGAAUAAAUUUAUAUCCAUAAUCAAAGAAUUGAUUGAACGUUAUGUACAGGAAUCACGUCAACGUCAAUCACAGAUUUGUACUUUAACGGAUUCAUUUUGUGCCGAAUCAGAUUUUGAGCCAAUUGUUAAUGGAAAAAUUGAACAGGAACUAAUCGAUUCUAUUUCAAAUUUGGAUGAUUUUCAAUUGAUAUUUGUGAAAUUCAUUCAACAUUUUGAACAAAAACAGAUCAUAUUUGAAAAUGUUUUCGACAAAAUUCAUAAAAAACAACAAGAAUUAACGAAUGUGAUACAAUCAAAUGAUAGCUGUAAUGAUAUUAGUGAAAACAAUGAGAUAGAAGAAUGUGUCGAAAAAUAUGAAAAUUUAAUCAAAGAACGUGAUACGGAUAUUGAAAAAUUAAAUCAACAAUAUCAAAUUUUGGAAAAAACACUAACAGAAUUCGAAACAAUCAAAGUUGAAUCAGAAAAACAGAUAAAAACAUUGGAAAAUCGUAUUGUUGAAUGUGAAGAGGAUAAAAAAAUUAAUGAAAAACGAAGUCUUAAAUAUAUAAAAGAAUUACGAAAAUUGGUUAAUAGUGAAAAAAAUCGUGCAGAUAAAUUGCAAAAUAUUCUGAAUCAAGAAACAAUCAAUACGAAUACGAAUGUUGAUCAUCAGAAUAAUAAAACAGCAAAUGAAUGGACAAUAAAUAACAAUAAUAAUAAUAAUAGCGGUGCAGCUAGCGAUCGUUGUAGUAGUACAGGAUCAUGGACUUAUAUGAAUGAUCAAUCAUCAUCAUCAUCGGCAAUUGUUCCUAGUAAAAUUGAUCCAGAAUUUUCUGAUCUUGAAAUUUGUGAUAUAAAUAACAAAAACAUGGAUGAUAUUCAACAAUCUUCGAAACAGCAACAGCAACAACAACAACAAUCAUCAUCGAAAAAUCGUAAAUUUUCGAAUGGAAUGGCUAAAGAACGAUAUUUAGAAUCAGAAAAUAAUAAAUUAUUAGAAACAAUUGUCACCUUACAUCAGGAAAAAUGGUCAUUAGAAGAACGUGUCAAUAUUCUGGAACGUGAAUUACAACAAUGUUUACAGAAUUUAGCUAAUGGUAAUGGUAGCCCUAAUGAAAUAACAACAUCCAACAUACAAACACGACAACAAACAUCGCCAACUUCAUCGAAUAAUUCGAUAUUAAAAAUGAUCAACUUUAUACGGGAUAAAAGUGCCGAUACACAACAGAAUUCUAAACAACAGAUUAAUGAUGUACAUCGAAAAUUACAACGUAUGGUUGAAGAAAUAUUGACAAAAAAUAUGCAUCUUCAAGCUAAUCUAGAGGACAUGAGUCGUGAAUUGGAAUCAACUAAAGAUCGUCUUCGUCGUUAUGAAGAACCGACAACAUCGUCUAAAGCAUGAAAAACAAUUUCGACAAUAAUUACGUGAAGAUCAUAUUUUAAUGCAUUUUAUAUAACUUUUAUUAUUAUUAUUAUUAUUACAUCAUUCAAAUCAGAUUUAUGUAAUUUCAUAUUCAUCAACAUUUAUAUAAUUUAAAUAAUGAUAUAUAUAAUUUUGCCAUUUUAUGUUUAAGAGUGUGUGUAUGUGUGUGUGUGUUUCAUUAUUGCUCAUUCAGUUUUGUUUUUCUUUUUUUUCCAACAAGUGCAAUCCAUAAAAAAACGGAAACAGGAAAUGUAAACAAUCGCAAUAUUUUUAAAAAUAAAGUGAGAAAGAAUUAAGAGAAUAAAAUUUUAAACGAUAAUGGAAAUAAA